Messenger RNA from Lutra lutra (Eurasian river otter), 2526 nucleotides. It is a transcript of the gene C6H6orf47, whose product is annotated as chromosome 6 C6orf47 homolog. Bases 875 to 1738 code for a protein of 287 amino acids. The record is from RefSeq and is a predicted model, not a curated record. The transcript has a single exon. Lineage: Eukaryota; Metazoa; Chordata; Mammalia; Carnivora; Mustelidae.
AACUGCAGGCUCCGCCCCCGUCUGUCCCUCCCGCCCCGGUGCAGCUGCUUCCGGGCUCUGCGGCCCCGGGCAGCCUACUGAGGCCGCGGCCCCAACGCCGGGCCCGGGAAGAGUCGCAGCGCGCAGAGCCCGGACGCCUGGGUCCCCAGGCAGGCCCGCGCUUGGCCUCGCGACGAGAAUCUCCCAGGACAUCUCUGGCCUGACCUUGCGGGGGACCUGCGUGCUCGGGGACCGGUCGGGCCACUUUGUAGGAUUCCUAGCUCUCUAAAUCGAGAAAAGAACGCUGCUGGCAGGAGUUUGCUGAACACCUCUCUCCUAACCCCCAGUAAGAGACUGCCUGCUUGAGCUCCCUUAGGUCAGCAGUUCAGGACUCUCCAGAUUGGGAGCACUUGAGACCCAGGGCCACCUUCCUUCCUUCUUGGAUGGAGCACCGCCUCCCCAGUUUCUGGGGCACCUUGGGGCGUGGCCUUGGUGAGUGAAACUUGGGGUGCUACCUGUAGGAAAGGGAACCCAGAAACCCAGGGAGGACACCGUGGGGGUGACCCAGGCCUUGUCAGGUCCUGGGGAUUCUUGGCCUGAAUCUUGUGUUUUGGGGUGGUGGUGAAUGAAUUUGGAUGUGCCUCCCCACUUUACCUCAGAACUGAAAAGGAACAGGCCACUUGCCACACUUGAGGCUGCAGGACAUCCAGAGAAGUGGGGAGCCACUUGUGAAUUCAGAGUAGGACUCACGAAACAGCAGUUGUUCUGAGCUUGAACAGACUCUGGCUUCUGAGGAGACACUCAGCCCCCAAACUUGAGGGCUGAGUUCCAAACAGAAUAGAAGCAAUUCCAGGAAGCAGCCCCAGAAUUUGGGGGCUCACUACACAUCCCAACCAUGUUCCUGCGACGGCUUAGUGGCUGGCUACCUCGCCCUUGGGGCCGCCGGAAACCAACGAAGCCCGACUUGCCUGCCCCAGAACUCAGAGGAGUGGACAGCUCCUCUGAGAAUUCAGGGAGUGACUGGGAUAGUGCCCCAGAAACCAUGGGAGAUGUGGGGCCUCUCAAGACCAAGGACCCAGGAUCACGGAGGAGCUCUGAGGCUGCUUCAGAACCAAGUAGGGAGGUCCGAGAUGAGCAACUGCGAAGCAACAAAAUGGAUUCCUUCAAGUGGGACAAGACUGUCUCUAACACUCAAGAGUCUGGGAGACUGGGGACUGGAGGGACUUUUCUCAAACAGGGCCAGGAUCCUGUGGGCUCAAGUGGCACCAGACCUGGAGUGUCCCCUGAAGGGGUACUAAGCCCCCCUGGGCCAGAAGCCCCAGUGGAGAAGCCAGGACGGCGUCAGAAGCUGCUGGGCUGGCUGCGGGGGGAUCCAGGUGGGGGAGCAGGAGCUCCCUUGCAGUACCUGGGGGGCCCAGAGGAGUGUCUGCAGAUCUCAACCAACCUGACUCUCCACCUGCUGGAGCUGCUGGCCUCAGCCCUGCUGGGGCUGUGCUCACGGCCUCUGAGGGCAGCUUUGGAUGCAUUGGGCCUGCGUGGACCGCUGGGCCUCUGGCUGCAUGGGCUGCUGUCCUUUCUGGCUGCCCUGCAUGGGCUCCAUGCUGUGUUGAGCCUACUUACUGCUCACCCCCUGCACUUUGCCUGCCUCUUUGGUCUCCUUCAGGCCCUGGUGCUGGCUGUCAGCCUCCGGGAGCCCAGUGGAGAGGAGGAGGCCACUGACUUGGAUGGCGAGAAAUUGGAGAGGGAGGGUGAGGAAUAGAGGGGACACCCAGGAAAGGGGCUGUGACUGCAAGAUGAGGUGUGACCUAGUACCCCCAUCCUGAGUGGGGUGGGAGCAAGAGUGAAGAUAGUGUGGCCUGUAGGAGGAAAGUGGGGGCCAUGACCCAGAUUGUAAGCACAGGGACCUCAGGGGUGGGGAAGAAACCCCAGAGGGUGAGGGCGUGGCCCCCCUUCAUACACAAGAGAGAGUAGAGCUGUUUAGGAUAUCUGUUUAUGGACAAUGGGGAUAUUGUCCUUGAAUUCACCAGCUGUUGUUACUUUUUGCUUUUACAUUUCUCCCACUUCCAGUUUUUUCUUUCCACCUUUACUUUUUAAAAGAAAAAAAUAAGUGUGGUGGUGAACAAUAAAGACUAAAGAGUCCUCUUUACCUUUCAAAACUACCCAGGGGUGGAAGAGACCAGAGACAGGACAGACAGGCCUCUAACUAGGGUUAGAGGGUGGUUGGAGACCGAAGGGAGCCCUUGGAUCCUAGGAUCUGAGCCACCUAAGGAAGAAUGGGACUGUGAGGUGGGUGGAUUAAGGGGUGUGGAUAGGAGCCAACAGUGACAGGGGCCUGCAGGAAGGAUCUGGGUGGUCCCAGGAGCCAGGGGAAGGUGGGGAUGGUGCAGGCAGUACUGGCAGGAGGGCCAAUUCAGAGGGGUUGGCAGCUCAGACAGGCAGUAUGGGGAAGCACUGGAGCUUAGAGUUCUCACUCAGGUUAGGGGUUUGCACACUCAGCAAUAAACAACUGUAAUCACACCAAAUCCUAAAUAUACCACUACAAAGAGA